AUGUCUGUCCAGUUUUCUGCACAGGCACCCUGGAGGAACAACAACAUCAGUUUUCUGACCAGAGAGGCAGCUGUAACAGAGCAAGGAGAGACAAUCAUAGGUUUCUACCUGUUGGCUUUAGGUUGGUUGUCUUGGUUUGGAAACAGCAUUGUGAUUUUUGUCCUGUAUAAACAAAGACAUCUCCUACAGCCUACCGACUACCUCACAUUUAACUUGGCAGUGUCAGACGCCAGUAUCUCUGUGUUUGGUUAUUCACGGGGCAUCAUUGAAAUCUUCAAUGUCUUCAGAGAUGAUGGAUUCAUUAUCACGUCAAUAUGGACUUGCCAGGUUGAUGGCUUCCUGACACUUCUCUUUGGCCUGGCUAGCAUUAAUACCCUUACAGUGAUCAGUGUGACACGCUAUAUCAAGGGCUGUCAUCCUGAGAGAGGUCACUGCAUCAGCAACAGCAGCAUGUCGGUGGCUCUGGUUCUCAUUUGGGUGGCAGCUUUCUUCUGGUCUGCAGCUCCACUGUUUGGCUGGGGCAGUUAUACAGAUCGCAUGUAUGGCACAUGUGAGAUAGACUGGGCAAAAGCCAACUUCUCCACAAUCUACAAGUCCUACAUCGUCUCCAUUUUUAUCUGCUGUUUUUUCCUACCUGUCACAGUCAUGGUCUUCUCAUAUGUGUCAAUCAUCAACACUGUCAAACUGAGCCAUGCAUUGACAGGACUGGGUGAUCCCACAGACAGACAGAGGAGAAUAGAGCGGGAUGUCACCAGGGUUUCUAUAGUCAUUUGCACAGCCUUCAUUAUUGCAUGGUCACCAUAUGCUGUCAUCUCUAUAUGGUCUGCCUAUGGUCACCCUGUGCCCAACCUUACCAGCAUCCUUGCCAGUUUGUUUGCUAAAUCUGCCAGCUUCUACAAUCCCAUCAUCUACUUUGGAAUGAGCUCCAAAUUUCGAAGGGACAUUUUCAUCUUGUUCCAUUGUGCCAAGGAAGUCAAGGACCCUGUGAAGCUCAAACGUUUCAAAAACCUCAAACCAAAGCAGCCACAGCCUUCUCAGAAAGAAGAGAAGUAUGCACCAGAAAUGCACCCCGCGCCAAGCCCCGAUUCCGGGGUGGGAAGCCCAACCAACACCCCACCUCCAGCAAACAGGGAAGUGUAUUUUGGUAUUCUCAAUACACCAUCCAAUAACCCCAAUAUUGAAUGUGAUAGAUUGUAAGUUUUGUGGCUUCUUAAUACACACACACACUUUGUGUUCAGGAAGACCCUCUACAGAGCAGUGUUUGAGUAAUUUACUCAUUCCCAUUCCAUCUGUUUCUUGCUAUAGCACUGAUGACAAUACAACUCAAGCAAAUCAGAUGGUAAAGGGAUAUUUUCAUUUUAUGUAGGUACAAAAUGCUCCAAAGAACAUUAAAAUGUGGGCAGCACACCCAGUGCCAGAAACACUUGAUUUUCACAUGCAUGCAGGAAAAGAAAAACCGACUUCAGGAGAGCAGGCAUUAGCUAACAAAAUUAACUAAUGUGUUCCUAUCCAAAUUUUACUAAUUCUGAACUACAUUUCCAAAUAUGUCUUUUGCUCUUUAACAGUCACAGCAAUAGAUGAUUGUUUUAACUCUGUGGUACUUCACAGCCACGGCUGUAGGAGAAGAUGGGCCUUGCUGAGAUCACUGCUACAGCUCCAAAGGCUGCAAGGUGGUGGAAAAAGCCAUGUUCCCCUGCAGGGUACCCAGGUGUGCCCACCAUAAGGUCCCACAGGCACCUCAUGGGAGUGUGCCUGAUCAUAGGAUGAGAUAAUACUUUGUGUUGGAAGGAACCUUAUAGAUCAUCUUGUUUCAACCCCCUUGUCAUGGGCACACCUUCCACUGGACCAGGUCGCUCAGAGCCCCAUCCAACCUGGCCUCGAAUGCUUCCAUGGAUAGAGCACCCACAGCUUCCCUGGGCAACCUGUUGCAGUGUCUCAUCUUUACCCUCAGAGUAAAGAAUUUCUUCCUAAUAUCUAAUCUAAACCUACUGUCCUUCAGUUUAAAGUCUUUUCCCUUUGUCCUAUCACUUGUAAAAAGUCCCUCUCCAUCAUUCUUGUAGGCUCCCCUUUUGUACUAGAAGGCUGCUGUAAGGUUUUCCCAAAGCCUCCUCCAGACUAAACAGCCCCAUCUCUCAGCCUGUCUUCAUGGAUCACCUUCAUAGGCCAUCUUCUGAUGGCCUGUGUCUGACUCUGUGUGUGUCUAUGCAAGGACCAAGAGUUGUAAUACAUUGAAAAUACUAGCCUGGUAUAUUCUAGUCACUGUAGUCUGAGCAGUGGCUUCAUAUUUUCCUCAUUGGUUUGCAGAAUUAUUUCCACCCCCACCCACAUUCCUGUUGAGCAGGGCCUGGCUGUGGCAUUCUGAUUCAGGAAAGUUGGCCUUUGAUUUUACUGAUCUGUCUCCAAACUGAUUGUUUUUCUACCUUGCUCUGAAGGUGGAGCAAGAGAUGUACUGGUAAUGAAACCAAAACUGACUUAGGUUUUAAGAGUACUGAUGAGGUGUGGCAUCAGAGCUCUUUACAAAAUAUAAUCAAACACUUCACUUUUGCUUCUAAAGAAAGUGUUGUUACCUGCCUAUGGGUAAAAAGUUACUUUUUUUUGUAAACCCAACUAAGUAGCAACUAAGGCUAAUGAUUUAAAUAGCUAUACUGUAGGCUUAAAUCAAUUGCCAGACUACCAGAUGUUACACUAUCCAAUUAUAUCACCGAGUUUAUUUUACAGAAUCAAAAUGAGGAGUUAUGUUUUUAUAAUUCCUCAUCUUGUAAAUUAACUGCAUACUCAGAGACUUCUUUUAAAAUGUCUCUGUGUUAGCCAUGGAAAUAGUGGGUUCAUUUAGUGCCAUUUGCAACUUAAACAGGGGAAAAAGAAGGGAAAAAAUAAAAAUUAAAAACCAGCAACAUUCUCUGCUAACCUCUACUAUUUACAGACUUUUGAAAUCUUGCUGUCUGGGUGUGCUGAAAUGUAGUUGUUCUGCAAAAAUAUGGUCUUCCAGAUGUGUUUCUUGGGAAAGUUACUAAGAGAGUCCACCUCCAUUUCCCCCAUUACUCUAUUUGUUUUGAGAAAAUCACCUGUGUUUUGAAGUUAAGAACAAAUAAACAUUGUA
This is a messenger RNA of Poecile atricapillus (Black-capped chickadee), 3100 nucleotides long. RefSeq names its product opsin-5-like. Gene Ontology annotation, biological process: G protein-coupled receptor signaling pathway. Gene Ontology annotation, molecular function: G protein-coupled receptor activity. The transcript has 6 exons. Bases 1 to 1197 code for a protein of 398 amino acids. Lineage: Eukaryota; Metazoa; Chordata; Aves; Passeriformes; Paridae. Gene Ontology annotation, cellular component: membrane. The record is from RefSeq and is a predicted model, not a curated record.